UGUUCUCUCCUCUUGGAGGGCGGGGCCUCGCCCUUUUUAUAGCUGGAGGCCGCGCCAGUCCGCCUCAUGCUGGAGAAGAACUGGCUCUUCCAGAGUUUCAGCAGAAAUAAUCUUGCUUCUUCGUAAGAGGAAUUCGAGCACUUGAAAACAUGUCUGGAAAACCAAAGCUUCACUACUUCAAUGGAAGAGGCCGAAUGGAAACCAUAAGAUGGCUUUUGGCUGCUGCAGGAGUAGAGUUUGAAGAAGCAUUCAUUCAAAAAAAGGAAGACCUAGAAAAGUUAAGGAAGGAUGGAUACCUGCUCUUUCAGCAAGUGCCCAUGGUGGAGAUCGAUGGGAUCAAGAUGGUGCAGACAAGAGCCAUUCUCAACUACAUCUCAGCAAAAUACAAUCUCUAUGGGAAGGACUCCAAGCAGAGGACAUACAUUGAUAUGUACUGUGAAGGGAUUAUGGACCUGAAUGAGAUGAUGAUGAUGCUGGUGCUCAAACCAGCUGACGCAAAAGAGAAGGAGCUGGCAACGAUCCUUGAAAAAGCCACAAACAGAUAUUUCCCAGUCUUUGAAAAGGUCCUCAAAGAUCACGGACAAGACUUUCUGGUUGGAAACCAGUUGAGCAGGGCUGAUGUGCAAUUGCUUGAAACCAUUUUAAUGGCAGAAGAGCUGAAGGAUGAUAUUCUCUCCAAAUUCCCUCUUUUAAAGGCAUUUAAAGCAAGGAUGAGCAACAUACCAACAAUUAAAAAAUUUCUGCAGCCUGGGAGUCAGAGAAAACCACCAACUGAUGAGAAAACUUUAGCAGAAGCAUUGAAGAUUUUCUUCUGAAUUGUGCCUGAGUAGAACACAUUCCAGACUGAAUUCACAUAAGCACAAUGAAGAACCAAAUGAUGAGGUGUCUCAUGAGGAAAUAAUGACAAUCUGUGCAGUAUUAGACUAGAUGAAAUAAAACAUUUUGCAGCAUUUGAA
Messenger RNA from Varanus komodoensis (Komodo dragon), 956 nucleotides. RefSeq names its product glutathione S-transferase alpha 1 (gene GSTA1). The record is from RefSeq and is a predicted model, not a curated record. The transcript has 7 exons. Gene Ontology annotation, molecular function: glutathione transferase activity. The coding region runs from base 150 to 815 and encodes 221 amino acids. Gene Ontology annotation, biological process: xenobiotic metabolic process; glutathione metabolic process. NCBI's taxonomy places the organism in Eukaryota, Metazoa, Chordata, Lepidosauria, Squamata, Varanidae.